Molecule: messenger RNA, 687 nt
Organism: Metarhizium brunneum ARSEF 3297
Lineage: Eukaryota; Fungi; Ascomycota; Sordariomycetes; Hypocreales; Clavicipitaceae
Source: RefSeq, a predicted model, not a curated record
AUGCCAAAGUUCACCGGCACGUUACGGACGGCCCAGCAGGUGGUCGACAUUGCCAGCACUGUUCGAGGCGCAAACACGAAAGAGGUAGCCCGCGGCGUCGGUCGGCUCGCCUUCAGCCAAGGCGUCGAGCGCGGCAAGGACGCGAGCAAGACAUGGGCCAAGACCUUCGAGGUGGUUCCCCGGCUCGUCCUCCGAGGACUACAGCUCCUCCUCGCCCUCAUCAUCUGUGGCUUCUACGGCAACCGGCUCAGCAGCGAAAGCAAGGGCGGCGAGGGAAUCGGCCCCGUGUGGAUAUACGGCGUGGCCGUGGCCGGCCUUUCUGCCGUGACGGCCAUCGUCUUCGCGGCGGCGGCAUCGCUCGGCGCCAUCCCUUGCGUCGGCAAACUGCUGAGCUCGUUCCAGCCAUACCUCUUUUGGUGGUGGGACUUGGCGCUGUUUGUUCUGUGGAUGGUGACAUUCGGCAUCUUUGCCGGCUUGUUCUUGAAGAGGAAGAGCGACGACCCUUAUAGAGGGAGCAACACGACCGCCAUGAAGAUUGCGCUUUGGAUAGAUGUUGCCAAUGCCGUUUCGUGGCUCUGUUCAGCCGGCUACUCGGCCUUCAAGCAGUGGACGGAGAAGAAGGCGGAUCGUAUGGCGGACAAGCUGGGGCAGAAGAUAUUUAGCAGCAAGGAAUCAUCUCCCGCCUAG